CUAGUGUCCUCUUCAGUCCCCAAUCACACAGAUUCUCUCUCUUCACUUUUUCUCUGUGUCCGUUGGAACCAAACAGUUCUCUUUCUCUCUCCUUUCUCUGUCAAAAAAACAAACACAACCGCACACUUGCAUUCCCUUUACUUCUUCACACUCUUCACAAUCUCACACACACACACACACACACUUCUCCUUUCACCGUAACAUGACCACACUCUUCACAAUCUCACACCACCAUUUUCUGUUAUGAAUCCUCCCACUCAACCCACACUACCACCCCAAACUCAAAUCCAACCACAACCACCACCGCCACAACCAAACCAACAACAACAACCACCUCCACCGCUGCACCAACUUCAACCCAACCGUCCCUCCACUUCCUGCCCCCAACAUCCACAAGAGAAUUUCACCGGCUUCUGCCCUUCAUGCCUCUGCGAACGCCUCGCCGGUCUCGAUCCAAACAACAACGCUUCCUCCUCAUCCUCCACCCGCAAACCCCCAACUUCCUCCACCGCCGCCGCUGCCCUUAAAGCUAUUUUCCGUUCCUCUACUUCCCAACGCAACAACAACAACAACAGCAACCGUCCUCCUACUACCUCAUUCUUCCCUGAACUCCGCCGCACUAAAUCAUUCUCCGCCUCCAAAAACGAAGGCUUCUCCGGCACAUUCGAGCCGCAACGAAAAUCCUGCGACGUUAGAGGUCGUAGCACUCUCUACAAUCUCUUCAACCAAGACGACGUUCGCAAAAUCCCUAAACCUGAACCGCCACGUGUCCCUGAGCUUGAAACCAGAAACCUAGCUUCAUCUUCCACUGUUCAACAACCUUUCAUCGAGUCUGAAGAAGACGAAGAAGAUAACAUUGUCGUUGAAGAUUCAGACGAAGACGAAAUUAGGGUUUUAGAACAACCACAACCACAACCACUAGGAGAACUAUCCAAUGUGAUUGAAGAAACGUUUCACGAAAUUAUAGAAGAAGAAGAAGAACCCGAACCUAAACCCGAACCCGAACCAGAGUUAGUUUUUGUUGAAGAAGAAUCGUUGAAACCGAUGAAGGAGCACAUGGAUCUAGAUUCACAAGCGAAGAAAAGUUCCGGUCGAGAUUUAAAGGAAAUCGCCGGAAGUUUCUGGUCGGCAGCUUCCGUUUUCAGCAAGAAGCUUCAGAAAUGGAGGCAGAAGCAGAAAGCGAAGAAGCGAGGUCCACGAAACGGCGCCGUUUCGGGUUCCUCAGCUCUUUUACCGGUGGAGAAACCAAUCGGUCGUCAAUUUCGGGAAACUCAGUCGGAGAUCGCCGACUACGGCUUUGGCCGUCGUUCCUGCGACACCGAUCCGCGUUUUUCCCUGGACGCAGCUCGAAUGUCGUUCGACGAUCCUCGUUACUCCUUUGACGAGCCGCGAGCUUCUUGGGACGGUUACCUCAUUGGAAGGACAUUUCCGAGAAUGCCCUUACCUACUAUGCUUUCAGUUGUUGAAGAUGCUCCUGUUCAUGUUCUUAGAACUGAUUCACUUAUACCAGUUGAGGAGCCACCUUUGAUUAAUGAGAAUGGUGAAGAGAAUGUUAAUAUGCCUGGUAAUUCUACUCAGACUAAAGAGUAUUACUCUGAUUCUUCAACCAGGAGAAGGAAAAGCCUUGAUAGAUCUAGUUCUAUUAGGAAAACUGCUGCUGCUGUUGUUGCCGAAAUGGAUGAGUUGAAACCUGUUUCUAAUGCUAAGGUUACUCCUGCUUCUGCUAGUGUUAGUGUUAAUGUUAAUGGUAAUGUUAAUGCUGGUGUUGAUUAUUUAUUACAUGGACAAAAAGUGGAUAGGGAUUUGAGGGAUUAUUCAAAUUCUAAUUCCAAUUCUAAUAAUUCCUUGAGGGAUGAUUGUUCUGAGAGCUUUGAAUUGGGGUUUAGAGAUAAUGCUUCUGUUGUUGGGAGUAAUAAUAUUGGUGAUCGUAAAGGAGGAUCGAAGAAGAGUUCAAGUAGAUGGAGCAAGGCUUGGAGUAUUUGGGGUUUUAUACAUCGUCGUGGUGGAGGGAAUAAUAACAAAGAGGAGGAGGAUGAUAGGUAUAGUAGUAGAGGUGCUAAUGGUAAUGGGGUUGAGCGUUCUUACUCGGAGUCGUGGCAGGAGUUUAGAGGGGAAAGGAAUGGAGAUGUUAGAGGUGGUGUUGAGGGUGGUUUCAAUAGGAAGAUAUUGAGGAGCAAUAGUAGUGUGAGUUGGAGGAAUGCGCCGGGCAUGGGAAUAGGAGGAGGAGGCGGAGGAGGAAUUUUUAGUGGGAGGAAGAGUGACGUUUCAUGUAGUAAUGGUUAUCUUGGAAGAAAGGGAAGGGAUGAGUUUGUGUUGGAGAGGAACAGGAGUGCUAGAUACUCUCCUAGUAACAUUGAUAAUGGUCUCUUGAAGCUCUACUUAACGCCUAGCGGCCGCAAAAACGGUGCCUCGAAAGGAAGGUCCAACCAGGCACAUUCUAUUGCUAGAAGUGUACUUAGGUUGUAUUGAAAGAAAGAAAAAAAACAAAAAUUGAAGUUCCAUAAGGUGUUCUUUGGUUUGAUGUUGUUAACAUUUGCUGCAUUUCUUGUGUAAAACUCACACAUGGCUAUGUAUUCUUCAUGGUUGGUUGGUUGGAUAAAAACACCCUGCAUUUUUCUUUUACAGUUAUUAGCUACUCUGCCUCUUAGAUUUGAUUAGAUUAGAUUACUAUUGAUAACAAUAAUUUGCUGCGUCUCUUUAUUGCGUUUACACUAAGUCACUGACCAUUUAUGCUGAUCAUGUUGCUUGAGAGGAUUUGUGAGAUUAGUCUCUACACUUGCGAGGAAUAUCCAAUUUGUACAAAAAAUAUGUAUAUGUUGAUUAUGUUAAUGGGGUGAGUCUUUUCCUUUUGGUUC
Messenger RNA from Cicer arietinum (chickpea), 2855 nucleotides. Its product is annotated as protein OCTOPUS. The record is from RefSeq and is a predicted model, not a curated record. Gene Ontology annotation, cellular component: plasma membrane. Lineage: Eukaryota; Viridiplantae; Streptophyta; Magnoliopsida; Fabales; Fabaceae.